Messenger RNA from Physeter macrocephalus (sperm whale), 1896 nucleotides. Its product is annotated as neuron navigator 2. NCBI's taxonomy places the organism in Eukaryota, Metazoa, Chordata, Mammalia, Artiodactyla, Physeteridae. The record is from RefSeq and is a predicted model, not a curated record. The transcript has 10 exons. Bases 44 to 1600 code for a protein of 518 amino acids. Gene Ontology annotation, biological process: neurogenesis; nervous system development. Gene Ontology annotation, molecular function: ATP hydrolysis activity; ATP binding.
CCUUGGUCAGUAACACUCCUCUUUCCCUAGCAUCUCGGAGUGCAUGGAUAGUGAAGCCGAGACGGUCAUGCAGCUCCGAAACGAGCUGAGAGACAAGGAGAUGAAGCUGACCGACAUCCGCCUGGAAGCCCUCAGCUCUGCACACCAGCUGGAUCAGCUGCGGGAGGCCAUGAACAGGAUGCAGAGUGAAAUAGAGAAGCUGAAAGCUGAGAACGACCGGCUGAAGUCGGAGUCUCAAGGCAGUGGCUGCAGCCGGGCGCCCUCCCAGGCGUCCCUCUCCACCUCCCCAAGGCAGUCCAUGGGGCUCUCCCAGCACAGCCUGAACCUCGCUGAGUCCAGCAGCCUGGACAUGUUGCUGGAUGACACUGGUGAAUGCCCGACUCGGAAGGAAGGAGGCAGGCAUGUUAAGAUAGUUGUCAGCUUUCAGGAGGAAAUGAAGUGGAAGGAGGAUUCCAGACCACACCUCUUCCUCAUCGGCUGCAUUGGAGUUAGUGGCAAGACGAAGUGGGACGUGCUCGACGGGGUAGUAAGACGGCUGUUCAAAGAGUAUAUCAUUCACGUCGACCCCGUGAGUCAGCUGGGGCUGAACUCUGAUAGUGUCCUCGGCUACAGCAUUGGGGACAUCAAGCGCAGCAACACCUCCGAGACCCCCGAGCUUCUUCCCUGUGGCUACCUGGUUGGAGAGAACACAACCAUCUCUGUGGCCGUCAAAGGGCUCGCGGAAAACAGCCUGGACUCGCUGGUGUUCGAGUCCCUGAUCCCCAAGCCUAUCCUGCAGCGCUAUGUCUCCCUGCUGGUGGAGCACCGGCGGAUCAUCCUCUCUGGGCCCAGCGGCACUGGGAAGACCUACCUGGCCAACCGGCUGUCAGAGUACCUGGUGCUCCGGGAGGGACGGGAGCUGACAGACGGGGUCAUCGCCACCUUCAAUGUGGACCACAAGUCCAGCAAGGAAUUGCGCCAGUACCUGUCCAACCUCGCCGACCAGUGCGCCAGCGAGAACAACGCUGUGGACGUGCCUCUGGUCGUCAUCCUGGACAACCUGCAUCAUGUCAGCUCCCUGGGCGAGAUCUUCAACGGGCUGCUCAACUGCAAGGACCACAAAUGCCCUUAUAUAAUUGGCACAAUGAACCAGGCUACCUCUUCGACGCCCAACCUGCAGCUUCAUCAUAACUUCAGGUGGGUGCUGUGUGCCAACCACACGGAGCCCGUGAAGGGUUUCCUGGGCCGGUUCCUGAGGCGGAAGCUCAUGGAGACGGAGAUCGGUGGGCGGGUACGGAACGUGGAGCUGGUGAAAGUCAUCGACUGGAUUCCCAAGGUCUGGCAUCACCUCAACCGCUUCCUGGAGGCUCACAGCUCCUCGGACGUCACCAUAGGCCCCCGGCUCUUCCUGUCGUGCCCCAUCGACGUGGAUGGUUCCAGGGUGUGGUUCACCGACCUGUGGAACUACUCAAUCAUCCCCUAUCUCCUGGAAGCCGUCAGAGAAGGACUCCAGGUAAGAAGCACACUGCCCACUGACCUCCUCAAAGUUCGAGGGACUGUUCUAGUGACGAGAAGGGUUGUCUUUGUCUCCCUCUUCAGAAAUCUGACUGACGUGAGGUGACAACCCGUCACCUGUGAAGCCAUCCGUCCAGCGCAGUGUAAGACACACUGGGCUGCAAAUCCUGGCUCUGCCACUGUUAGCUGUGUGACCCUAAGCGAGUCAUCCAGCCUCUCUCUGCCGUAGUGCCCUCAUCGAUGGAAGAGAGAACGAUAGUACCGUGCCACAAAGAGCUAUUCAGGGCUCAGUGACAUCAUGGCCAUCAAGUGCUCAGCAUAGUGAGUGCACAAGAACUGGAAUAUGUCACUGCACAGUUUGCAAAGCAUCUGCUGUUUGGUUCAAGCUCUGCAUUGGUCCUG